Molecule: messenger RNA, 1650 nt
Organism: Brettanomyces bruxellensis
Lineage: Eukaryota; Fungi; Ascomycota; Pichiomycetes; Pichiales; Pichiaceae
Exons: 1
Coding region: 1-1650 (549 amino acids)
Biological process (GO): amino acid transmembrane transport
Cellular component (GO): membrane
Molecular function (GO): L-amino acid transmembrane transporter activity
Source: RefSeq, a predicted model, not a curated record
AUGUCUCACGAUAAGAAAUACAAUAUAAAUGAGUCUGUGCGGAUGCUCUCACCCGAGCAAGAAGCAAAUUCAGACCAAGAUUCUGAUGUUAUAACUUCAUUGGGAGUUGUAACGAGUACUAAUUCUUCUGAUACAGUCAUAUCGCUUGAAAAUACAGAGGAAACGCCAAUUGGAAGACAUAUUGGGUCGUUUGGAGUCGUUAUGAUGAUCGUGCAGCGAAUAAUUGGAUCAGGAAUAUUCGCCGUUUCAGGUUCUAUUUAUCAGGAUUUGGGUGGGUCGCCGUUUCUCUUCUUCCUAGUUUGGGCAUGUGCUGGUUACAUGAGUUUUGCAGGAGUGUUUUGUUUUCUUGAAUUAGGAUCACUGGUUCCCAGAAGCGGAGGUAUGAAGGUCUUCUUAGAGUACAUUUACUACAGGUGCCGGAUGAUGGUGACAGUUAUUUUUGGUCUUUAUUCCAUCAUGUUCGGCUUUACGAUUUCAAAUGCCAUCAUAUUUGGCGAGUACACUUUGUAUGCCUUGGGAUUUGACAAUGCCGGAAAGGAGACGGCAAAACACGUUGGCUUGCUCUUUGUUGCACUAAUGUGUGUUGUGAAUGGAAUCUCCCCGCAUCUAGGUGUGAAAGCUCAAAAUGUCGUUGGAGCAUUGAAGUUGGCAUUGUUGUUUUUGAUGGCUCUUUCCGGCAUUUGGGUUCUGGUAUUCCCCACCUCGAUGACUCACGUGACCAACCAGUUGCACUGGUCUGAUUUCUUUGCCGUGAAACGUGAAAUAACGGUUGGAUCGCUCGGCUCAGCUUUGCUUAAGGCGGUCUUUUCGUUUGAUGGCUGGCAGACUGCACAGAUUGUGGCCAAUGAGAUCAAAGAUCCCGUUAAAACAAUGAACUUUGCAGCACCGUUGGCCUUGGCGCUUAUAAAUGGCUGCUACUUUUGCAUUAACUUGAGUUACUUGGCAGUUAUUCCGGACGAGGAUCUCAGCAAACUUCAGGAGAUGGUUGGUAGUAUACUUAUGGAGAGGAUAUUCGGACCAAUCAUAGGCAGAAGACUGCUUACUCUAACGGUGGCAAUAUCUGCUGCCGGAAACAUCAUGACUGUGCUUUAUCACAUUUCCAGAAUGAACCAGGAGAUCUUCCGAGAGGGCUUUUUGCCAUUCAGUCAUUUUUUCGCCUCAAACAAGCCUUUUGGAUCGCCAAUGAGAUGCCUUGUGUUUCCCUUGGUCAUCUCCGGUGUGUUUUUGUUGGUUCCUACACCUUCGAAUGUAUACAACUGGGUUGUCAACUUGGAAGGAUACCCUUCACAGUUAUUUGUGGGGCUUACAUGCUUUGGAAUUAUUCUUUUGCGGCGCAGAAACUUAGGAAAAGAGCCUGCGUUUAAAGCCCGACUGAUACACAUCGUAUUUGUGACAGUUUUUGAUGCAUUUGUGUGCAUCAGUGCACUCAACCCACACUCCAUGUCCAAGGAGUAUGAAGGAUUUCCGAACUAUGCGUAUGUUGCACUCUCCAUACUCUUUGCGGGUUUUUUGUACUGGUUGGUGAUGUUCAAAAUCCUACCGCGCCUUGGACACUACAAGCUUGAAAAGGCAACCAUUCGGCUGUCCGACGGUUUGACGAUGAAGAAAUGGGAAAAGAUUAGAGGUGGUGAGGCUAGUGCAGUGGUGUAG